This is a messenger RNA of Pyrenophora tritici-repentis Pt-1C-BFP, 891 nucleotides long. RefSeq names its product Vesicle coat complex COPII, subunit SEC24-subunit SFB2-subunit SFB3. The record is from RefSeq and is a predicted model, not a curated record. NCBI's taxonomy places the organism in Eukaryota, Fungi, Ascomycota, Dothideomycetes, Pleosporales, Pleosporaceae.
AUGCCGCGCCUACCCAAGAACAAUCAACAAGGCGGCUCGAGCGUGACCAAGGUCACCAAAAAAAGACAAACUCGCCGUAAGACAUCAUCACCACCAUCUUCGCCUUCUCCUCCUCCCACUACUCACUGGAGUGACGAAAUGGGGCAAACCCUUAACUUUGGGCGUCCGGUUCCCUUCCAGGACAACUGGCGGCCGUCUCCUCCGGCUCCAGCACCACAACCUCAACAACAUGGGGUUUAUGCCCAGGGCCCUUUUCCUGGGCAAGCGCAAAAUGAACAUUCUGUUGCGAAUACCCAUUUUUACUCCUACACUGCGCAGGAGUCGCAGGGAUACGGACAGGUACAGGGUACCCAGAACAACUUCGCUGCCCCGUCACAGCAGCAACCCUACUUUUCACAAGACCCUCAGAUGGUCUUCGCUGCACAGAUGCAGCCACAAGGUAUUGGUACAUACCAGACCCACAACAACUUCGCUGCCCCGACACAGCAGCAGCCGUACCCUCAAAUACAGGGUAUGCCGAAUACAUUGGCUGCUAUGUCAGAGCAGCAAGAACAAAAUUCAUUCCUGCCUCUCCAGGAGCCAAGCCAGGAGAUACCUGCUCCCCUCCCCGAGCUGUACCAAGACCCCCCGGUGCAGACCACUCAGCAGCGAGAUGAUGUGUCUGCGCCUACCGCGCCGGAUACGAUCGACCCAUUUUUGCUGGACACAAGCGCAAAUGUGCCGGCUACGCAAGGCGCGUCUAUCCCAGACGCAAACCAACCCAUCGUCGCAUUCACUACCUCCUCCAAACAAGAACUCCUCGAAUGGAUUCCCACCGAGCCCGUCUACUCCAACCCCGACUUCGACGCCUCGCUCGACGUCUUUGACUACGACGCCUACGCAGAACAAUAG